CCGGCGCCCCCCGCGCACCCAGCCUGGACGGAGCCGACCGCGCGCCGCAGCCAUCCCGCCAUGGAGACGCGAGAGCGGCGGCGCCCGCAGUUUCGGCUGCUGCUGCUGCUGCUCCUGCUCUGCGGUGGGUGUCCCCCGGUGGGUGGCUGCAACGAGACACGUAUGCUGGAGAAGCUGCCGCUCUGCGGGAAGGCCUUCGCCGACGUGAUGCGCACGCUGGACACGUGGAAGCGCUGCAACCUGUCCGAGUUCAUCGUGUACUACGAGAGCUUCACCAACUGCACCGAGGUGGAGACCAACGUGGUGGGCUGCUACUGGCCCAACCCGCUGGCGCAGGGCUUCAUCAGCGGCGUGCACCGGCAGUUCUUCGCCAACUGCACCGUGGACAGCACGCACUGGGAGGACCCCCCCGACGAGGUCCUCAUCCCGCUCAUCGCCGUGCCGGUCCUGCUGACCGUGGCCAUGGCCGGCCUGGUGGUGUGGCGCAGCAAGCGCCCUGACCAGCUGCUGUGAGGCCCGGCGGUCGCAGGGGCCGCACCUGGAGAGAGGGAAGGCCGGGCCGGGGGCUGGGGAGCCGCCCCGGACCCGGACCCGGACCCGGACCCGGUGGUCGUGGGCAGGCGCCACCCGGCCCCACAGCCCGCUGCACUCACGCUGCUCACUUAGGCGCUUCCUCUUUCUUGGGCCGGGGAAGAAAAUGCGCCAAGACCAGAGCCCGAAUCGCUGCUGCUGUGCCCUUCGCCCAGGCUGGCUGUCCGGGUGGUUCCUUCGCAGAGCCCUGCUUGGCCCCGCCGCCGGGCCUCCUGCCCUGACCCCACCUCCGGCCCGGCUCUGACUCCGCCUCCCAGCCCCCCUC
Molecule: messenger RNA, 856 nt
Organism: Enhydra lutris kenyoni (northern sea otter)
Lineage: Eukaryota; Metazoa; Chordata; Mammalia; Carnivora; Mustelidae
Product: receptor activity modifying protein 3
Exons: 3
Coding region: 61-513 (150 amino acids)
Biological process (GO): calcium ion transport; intracellular protein transport; receptor internalization
Cellular component (GO): membrane; cell surface; signaling receptor complex
Molecular function (GO): coreceptor activity
Source: RefSeq, a predicted model, not a curated record